UACCUGUUUGUGUACAUCUGCCUGUGCUCUCUACCUGGUAUAAAUAGCAUGAGAUGUGAACCUGCUGGUGAUUCUGUGGAAAAAACCAUGGCUGUACCAGGACCUCCUCUGUCUUGGCCUCUGCCUCUGUUGCUGCUGCUGCUGCUGUUGAGCAAGGCAUCCCGGCCUGCAGCUGCAUUCACUCUCAAUGCUGGACAGGAACCAGAGCACAAAAUCCUCCACCUGGAUUGGCCUCAGGACUGUGGUAUGGCCUACUUUAAGCCCAACAUGGCCGAGAGGAUUGUGUCUGGGAAUGAAGCCCGACCUCACUCCUGGCCCUGGCAAGUCUCUUUGCAGGUUCGUCCCAGAGGGAGCAAACAUUACGUUCAUGUCUGUGGAGGGACUCUCAUCCAUAAGAACUGGGUCCUUACAGCAGCUCACUGCUUCCAGAAGGGGAAAGCUGAGGAUGCUGGGAGCUGGAGGAUCGUGCUGGGGAAGCACCAGCUGAAGCGUUCUGAGACCGCAGAGAGGAUCUUCCCCGUCAAAAGGAUCUAUCGGCAUGAAAGCUUCCGCUACCCCACCCACAGUGAGCUGGACUACGACAUCGCCCUGGUGAAGGCCGGCACGGACAUCCCACCAUCAAACUUCAUCCGUUACGCCUGCCUGCCGCGCAAGCAGACCGGCCUCAGACCAGGACACUACUGCUGGGUCACGGGCUGGGGAGACACCCGCGGUGGGAAGGACAACGUCUCCCUGGCAGAAGCGUUGAAUCAAGCCCGUCUGCCAAUCAUCGACUUCAAAACCUGCCGGCAGAAGAAAUUCUGGGGUGACCGUGUCAGAGACUCUAUGAUCUGCGCCGGAUUCAGAGACACAGAGGACCCACCUGCUGCCUGCCAGGGCGACUCUGGGGGUCCUCUGCUCUGCCAGCUGGACCGAGACCGCUGGGAGGUGCAUGGAGUGGUGAGCUUCGGCCCCAUCGGCUGCACCGUUGAGAAUAAACCCAGCGUGUUCACCCGCACAGCCACCUACAUCCCAUGGAUUGAGGCGACUCGCAUCAGGGACUUUUUCCUGCACUGAACCAACUCAAAGUUUCCUCCUGUUCUGCAGAAGACACUUCCUGAUGUAAAUGCAGCUUCGCAAAAUCCCUUUUGUUACUCUUUGUAUUUAUCUGUCUGCAUCCCUUUGAGGUAUAAAAACAAUAUAAACAAAAAAGAAACA
Oryzias latipes (Japanese medaka) is the source of this 1197-nucleotide messenger RNA. RefSeq names its product elastase-1. NCBI's taxonomy places the organism in Eukaryota, Metazoa, Chordata, Actinopteri, Beloniformes, Adrianichthyidae. Gene Ontology annotation, molecular function: serine-type endopeptidase activity. The record is from RefSeq and is a predicted model, not a curated record. Gene Ontology annotation, biological process: proteolysis.